Messenger RNA from Salvelinus fontinalis (brook trout), 6796 nucleotides. Its product is annotated as receptor-type tyrosine-protein phosphatase mu-like. Gene Ontology annotation, biological process: protein dephosphorylation. Gene Ontology annotation, molecular function: protein tyrosine phosphatase activity; protein binding. The record is from RefSeq and is a predicted model, not a curated record. The coding region runs from base 635 to 5317 and encodes 1560 amino acids. The transcript is spliced from 36 exons. NCBI's taxonomy places the organism in Eukaryota, Metazoa, Chordata, Actinopteri, Salmoniformes, Salmonidae. Gene Ontology annotation, cellular component: membrane.
GACAGAUUGACGUUUUCCUAUGAUAUCAUGUUGGUCCAGCAGUUACUGUACCUGCCAUUUGACUUGGCUGUGAGACAUGUAUGCUACUUUCUCACAAACAGACAAGCAGGUAGAUAGACAGAUGCCAAACUGAAUUCAAUUUAAAAAAAAAACUCGAUUAGAAGAAGUAGGAGGGGACACGGUGACCGAUUACCAUCCGUUCCCGCGUUCCGGUGGACAUCUCUGUUUCUGCCUCGCGCGUGCCAGCACAGUUAGUCAGAGAGCUCCGAUACUACCGGAGAGAAAGAGAGAGAGAGAAAGCGAGAGAGAGAGAGAGAGAGAGAGAGAGAGAGAGAAAGCGGACAGGGAGAGCUCGCGGAACGGAAACCACUCUAUCCUCCCGGUGUAAUACCGGAGUCUUGAGAUUCCUCCCUGCGCGAAGUCAGUUGGAAGUCGAAGACCGAGCAGCCGUUGGUCACUCACACACCGAACCGAGGAAGAAGGGAGAAAAUAACAGUUUUUAUUAUCUUUCUGUCAGUUAGAUGCGAAUUAUAAGGAGGCAGACAUUUAAACUUGUGACAGACAGAAGAAUAGUUUAUCUCUCUCAAAUUAACCCUGCUACCGGGGGGUUAACACGACGGCUGUCCGUUUCGACAUGGACAAAGUUAUGCACCGUCUCUUGGCUGCUAUCAGCUUGCUUGUGACGAUACGAGGACAAGUCUAUAAAGGUGAUUGUGACUUUGACAAGCCGUUUGCAGCCUGCGGGUACAGCCAGGGGAGAGAGGACGAUCUAGAUUGGGAACAGGCCAACACCAGAGCGAAGCCCACAGCAGACCCAUGGAUGCCAACGGAUUCAGCCUUCAUGAUGGUCAACACGUCGGGACGUUUUGCUGGUCAGAAAGCCCUCCUCCUGACCCCUCAGCUGAAGGAGAAUGACACCCACUGCGUAAUCUUCGAGUACUUCCUGUCUGGGCGCGAGGGGGCGGGACCGGGGCAGCUCAACGUGUACAUCAGAGAGAACAACAGUCCCCUGGGCAUGCCCGUCUGGAACGUGUCUGGGCCAGCUACUAGAGCCUGGGUAGAGGUAGAACUGGCCAUCUCUACCUACUGGCCCAACUUCUAUCAGAUGGUGUUUGAAGUGGUGACCUCCGGCCACCGCGGCCUGCUGGCCAUCAAAGAUGUGGUGCUGCAGGGCCACCAGUGCAUGAACACGCCUCACUUCUUGACCAUAAAGGGUGUAGAGGUGAACGCUGGGCAGACGGCCGCAUUCCACUGUACUGUCAACGGACGGCAGAGAGACACCUUCAACCUCUGGUUACAGGGUAUUGGUGGACGCGAGGCCCCUAUGAAGUCCACUAAGCCGUGGAACAACCGACGCUUCAUCGGGACCUUCGACGUGGAAAACACCACUAAGGGAGAUUCUGGACGCUACCGAUGUAUUGUCCAUUCUGACAAUGGGGUCGGGGUAUCCAACUAUGGAGAACUCACCAUAAAACAGCCUCCGGUGCCCAUCGCUCCCCCGCAGCUGACAGCGGUCGGCGCCACCUACAUGUGGAUCCAACUCAACGCUAACUCUAUCAACGGAGACGGGCCAAUCAUCGACCGAGAGGUGGAGUACCGUACCGUGUCAGGGACCAUGUAUGACCUGCAGCCAGUGGACAAGACCACUCAUAAGAUAGGUCACCUGACCCCAGACACAGACUAUGAGAUCAGUGUGCUGUUGACCAGGCCCCUGGAUGGAGGGACUGGGGCCCCCGGGCCUCCUCUCAGGGCCAGGACCAAGUGUGCUGAGCCAAUCCACGGUCCCAGGCGUCUAGAGGUAGUUGACGUCCAAUCUAAACAAGUCACCAUUCGCUGGGAACCGUUUGGCUACAACGUGACGCGUUGUCAUAGCUACAACCUGACGGUGCAGUACCGCUCCCGCGUGGCGGGGAAGGACGAGACCCGGGAGGAGGUGUGUUACGACACCCUGGGUCGCGACCCCCAGCACACCAUCCACAACCUGACCCCUUACACCAACCUGUCAGUUAAACUGGUCCUCAAGAACCCAGAGGGGGUCAAAGAGAGCCGAGAGAUGGAGCUACAGACGGAUGAAGAUGUACCUGGGGCGGUCCCUCUGGAGUCCAUCCAGGGCAGUGCUUAUGAAGAGAAGAUGAUCCUGAAAUGGAGAGAACCAGCCCAGACCUACGGAAUCAUCACUCAGUACGAGAUCUCCUUCAAGGCAGUGAGCUCCUUUGAUCCUGAGCUAGAUCUAUCCAACCAGAGUGGGAAAGUCCUGAACCACGUCAACGAGAGCAGCCACAUCUUCCUGGGUCUCUACCCAGGAUCCACCUACUCCUUCACUCUCAGAGCCUCCACCGCCAAGGGCUAUGGCCCCCCAGUCAUCACACAGUUCACCACCAAGAUAUCAGCUCCCUCCAUGCCAGCCUAUGACCAGGAGACAUCUCUGAACCAGACAGACAGCACAGUGACUGUCCUGCUGAAACCUGCACAGAGCCGAGGGGCACCUGUCAGUGUAUACCAGGUGGUGGUAGAAGAGGAGAGGCCUCGGAGGGCGAGGAGGGGUGCGGUUGAGAUUCUCCGCUGUUACCCUGUCCCCAUCCACUUCCAGAACUCCACGGUCCUAAACUCCCAGUACUACUUCACAGCUGAGUUCCCCGCCGUGGGGCUACAGGCUCCUCAACCCUUCACUGUGGGAGACAACAAGACCUACGGUGGAUACUGGAACGCCCCCCUACUGCCGCAGAAGAGCUACAGCAUCUACUACCAGGCUGUCAGCACGGCUAACGGGGAGACCAAGAUUGACUGUGUCCGAGUCGCCACCAAAGCUGCCAUACUGGUGACUCAGCUCACUACUCCGUACAUCCGCAUCGCGCCAGCGGCUGGUGACGACCAACUAACAGGAGAGGCCACUCAUAAGCCUGACGCAGUGGAGCCGGAGAAACAGACAGACAACACAGUGAAGAUAACCGGCGUCAUCGCUGGCAUCCUCCUCUUUGUCAUCAUCUUCCUCGGAGUCAUCCUCCUCCUGAAGAAAAGAAGAACCUACCACUCCUACACUUACUACCUGAAGUUGGCUAAGAAGCGUAAGGAGACGUUGAGCAGCACUCGACAGGAGAUGACAGUGAUGGUUAACUCUAUGGAUAAGAGUUAUACGGAGCAAGGGACAAACUGUGACGAGGCCUUGUCGUUCAUGGACACACACAGCCAAACCCUCAACACCAGGAGUGAGUGUACCCUCACCCUCAAUGGCCGUAGCGAGUGCACCCUCGCCGUCAAUGGCAGAACUGCGUCGUCCCCCUCCUCUUUCACCCUGAAUAAGUCUAAUACUCUCAGCUCAACACUCCCCAAGUCCUACUACCCAGAUCCCUUUGUGCCAACUGCUAUCUUAGUGCCCAUAAAUGGUAAGUCGCCAGCCCUCCCUGGUCCUGGUCUUGGUUUGAGGAAGGAGGUGGUAUCACAGGAACACACAGAUACCAACGAGAGCCAGACGAUGGGUGGUGGUGGUAGUAGCUGCAGUGACACCAGUAGCCUGGUCCAGUCUCACGGCCACUCCCUGAGAAAGAGAGAGGGGACUGUAGACGCGCCCUACCAGACAGGCCAGCUCCACCCUGCUAUCCGAGUAGCCGACCUGCUGCAGCACAUCACACAGAUGAAGUGUGCGGAGGGAUACGGCUUCAAGGAGGAGUACGAGAGCUUCUUUGAGGGACAGUCCGCUCCGUGGGACUCCGCUAAGAAAGAUGAGAACCGGAUGAAGAACCGAUAUGGGAACAUCAUUGCAUAUGAUCACUCCAGAGUCAGACUUCAGCCCCAGGAGGGAGAGCAGAACUCUGAUUACAUUAAUGCAAAUUACGUUGAUGGCUACCACAGGCCGAACCAUUACAUCGCUACCCAAGGUCCCAUGCAGGAGACGGUGUUUGACUUCUGGGGGAUGGUGUGGCAGGAGAACACUGCUGCUAUCGUCAUGGUCACCAACCUGGUGGAAGUGGGCAGGGUGAAGUGCUGUAAGUACUGGCCGGACGACACAGAGAUCUACAGAGACAUCAAGGUGACGCUCGUAGAGACGCAGCUACUGUCAGAGUACGUCAUACGGACCUUCGCUGUGGAGAAGAGAGGAGCCCAUGAGAUCCGGGAGAUCCGUCAGUUCCACUUCACAGGGUGGCCGGACCACGGGGUGCCCUACCACGCUACUGGCCUCCUGGGCUUCGUACGUAGGGUGAAGGCCAAGACACUCACCAUCGCUGGACCCAUGGUCAUCCACUGCAGCGCGGGGGCGGGCCGAACGGGCUGUUUCAUAGUGAUUGACAUCAUGCUGGACAUGGCAGAGAGAGAGGGCGUGGUGGACAUCUAUAACUGUGUCAGAGAGCUGCGUUCCAGGAGGGUCAACAUGGUGCAGACAGAGGAGCAAUAUGUCUUCAUCCACGACGCCAUCUUGGAGGCGUGUCUUUGUGGUGACACCACCAUUCCAGCCAAUCAGCUGCGCUCGGUCUACUAUGAGAUGAACCGAUUGGACCCCCAGACCAACUCCUCCCAGAUCAAAGAGGAGUUCAGGACUCUGAACAUGGUGACUCCUACGUUGCGUGUGGAGGACUGUAGUAUCGCCCUGCUCCCCAGGAACCAUGAGAAGAAUCGCUGUAUGGACGUCCUUCCUCCUGACCGCUGUCUGCCCUUCCUCAUCACCAUCGACGGAGAGAGCUCCAACUACAUCAACGCUGCUCUUAUGGACAGUUAUAAGCAGCCGUCAGCCUUCAUCGUGACCCAGCAUCCUCUGCCCAACACGGUGAAGGAUUUCUGGAGGCUGGUGUUGGAUUACCACAGUACCUCCAUAGUGAUGCUCAAUGAUGUUGACCCUGCACAGCUCUGUCCUCAGUACUGGCCAGAGAACGGGGUGCAUCGCCACGGGCCAAUCCAGGUGGAGUUUGUAUCAGCUGACCUGGAGGAAGACAUAAUCAGUAGAAUAUUCCGGAUCUACAACGCAGCACGGCCUCAGGACGGGUGCCGUAUGGUCCAACAGUUCCAGUUCCUGGGUUGGCCCAUGUACCGAGACACGCCCAUGUCCAAACGCUCCUUCCUCAAGCUCAUCAGACAGGUGGACAAAUGGCAGGAGGAGUAUGAUGGAGGAGAGGGACGCACGGUGGUGCACUGUCUUAACGGAGGAGGCCGCAGUGGGACGUUCUGUGCCAUCAGCAUCGUGUGUGAGAUGUUACAGCAUCAACGUUCGGUAGACGUUUUCCACGCCGUCAAAACACUGAGGAACAACAAACCCAACAUGGUCGACCUGCUGGACCAGUACAAGUUCUGCUAUGAAGUGGCUCUGGAGUACUUGAACUGUGGAUAAACAGCAGUCUCAGUCUGGACGCAGAACUGUGGACGACACCGAUUUUUUUUUUAACUUUAUCGACAAGACUGCAGCAUAGACAAGACCUGUGUUUUUCACGAUCAAACAACAGGAGCAGGAUGAACACGCCUCCACAAGUACACACACACACACACACAGCUCUGUCUUUCUUAGCUUGAUCAGCUGGUUCCACACACACACACAGCUCUGUCUUUCUUAGCUUGAUCAGCUAGAUGAGAAGGUAACAGAGGUGAGGUGUACUGUAGUCUCUAUGUAGUUCCACCAGUAUCUGAUCUGCUACCCGGAGGAUUCAGGAGCACAAUGUUCUACUCUGCAGUGUGUAACGUCUUAUCUGGAAUCCUUGCCCUGACUCAAAAUCAACCCCUACACCCUACACCCUAGCCCCUACACCAUAGCCCCUACACCCUAGCCCCUACACUCUAGCCCCUACACCCUAUCCCCUACACCCUAGCCCCUACACCCUAGCCCCUACACCCUAGCCCCUACACCCUAGCCCCUACACCCUAGCCCCUACACCCUAGCCCCUACACCCUAGCCCCUACACCCUAGCCCCUACACCCUAGACCAUUUCACCAGGUCAAAUUCCUCGUACAUGUAAAUCAGGGUUUCUUGAAAGACGGAAAAACAAUCCCAACUUUUUUAUCCCAAAUAUUUUUUUCUUCAUGAUAACGACAUUAUUAAAUAUAUAUUGUAAUAAACCAAAGUAUUAGCUAUCACAUCUUUGUAAAAGAACAGCCUCCUAAUUAUAACCCCUUUUGUGCAUAAAAUACAACUUGAUGUCAACUCCUUCAGACACCAUAAAAGGCAGUUUAUUUUUUACUGUCCAACGAGUGUCUUGAUUGUUUCAUUGUAACAUCAGCUGAUUUAAUUAUGUAAUACCGAUCUCUAUGUCUUUAUGUGUUUUGUUUUGUAUAAUUCUCCAGGGUUCAUUUUUUAAUUAGCAUUUUAGCAUGUUUUUCUAGAUUUAGAAAAUAAAACAAGAUUUAUAAAGUAAGCUUUAUCCUGUUUUUAGCAUAUUUUGCAGUACUAUUAAUAACAUAUUGUUUCAGAAUAUAAAAUAUAAUAUAUAUAUAUUCAUAUAUAUGUAUACUGUAUAUGUCUUAAGUGAGAUAGCAAUAAGUGACAGAGUUGACAAGUAACUGUCGGUGGUGACAACAGAUACUCAGAACAGACAUUUAUUUGUCUAUAAAAAAAAUUAAGUUCUAAAAUUUGUAAAAUUAUUUAUUUGAAAAAAUCCCGAUCAAAAACAUGAUCAGAUCUUUCUCUGACGGAGUUGACCAAUUGCAUGUUUCUUCCUAAUUUAUUCAAGUGGUAUAGUACGUAGCAAUUUAGUUUUUCUCUCGAUUGCUUUUUGGCUCUAAAACCUAAUUAAAUGUAAUCGAUUUGAACCAAAAAUCAUAUUCUAUAUUAAUCUAGAAGGUUGAUGGAGUUGACUGGUUGUGACCAUGGUGGUGGAGG